Molecule: messenger RNA, 1741 nt
Organism: Temnothorax curvispinosus
Lineage: Eukaryota; Metazoa; Arthropoda; Insecta; Hymenoptera; Formicidae
Exons: 6
Coding region: 900-1217 (105 amino acids)
Source: RefSeq, a predicted model, not a curated record
UUCGCGAAGAUAUGCUUAAAAUAGUGCUUAUUUAGGAAUCGGCUGUUUCCGUGAUAUUUCUGUACGUUCCACCAAUGAGAACAUUGCAUUUUUCUGUAUCUGCACUAUGACUUAAGUAGAAGGAUCGAGAAUCUUGUAUCGCUCGACACCCUCAUUCUUUCGCACAACGUGAUACGAUCGAAGGACCGAGGAUUUCAGUGGAACAUUGCAUUUUUCUGUGUCCGCACCAUAACCUAAGUAGAAGAAUCGAGAAUUUCGACUACCGCUCGACACCCUCAUUUUUUGCACAUCGUGAUAUUCGUGAUACGAAGGACCGAGGAUUUCGGUGGAACAUUGCAUUUUUCUGUACCAUAACCUAAGUAGAAGGAUCGAGAAUCUCGACUACCGCUCCACACACUCAUUCUUUUGCACAUUGUAAUACGAAGGACCGAGGAUUUCGUGGAUUUCGGUGAAAGUCACUCGGAAUACAGGGCCUGUUGCACACGCUCUUGAUCUUGUAUAUUCCACAGGAUUGACACCUCCUACCUGUUGUUCACAUAAUGUCAUGCAAAGAGAAGCCUAGUUCAAGUAAAAACAAACAUUAUACGUUGAUGGAGAAAAAAGUAUUUUUCCAGAUACUUGAAAAAUAUAAAAAUGUAAUAGAAAUAAAGAAAAGUGAUGCUACAACAUUAAAAGAUAAAGAUAUCGCAUGGAAUAACAUAUGUGAAGAAUAUAACGAAUCAACAUUAAUUUCUCAAGAGAGAAAUGUGUAACAGUUAAAAAAAUUGUGGGCAAACUUAAAGCAAACUCAAAGAGAUGCCUUAACCAAAGAGAAACAAUCACGCCUCGCAACUGGUGGAGAACCACAGGAAGCAGAAACAAACGUUGAUCCUGAUAUCCUUAAUAUUGCACCGCAUUUUAUGAAAACUGCACCAGUGCUCUUCUCAUCAAACAUGACUGAAACAGAAAUUGAAGAAAAACGUGACUUGACAUUUAACAUAAUGUCUGCUAAUGAAAGUGCAGAUAUAUUAGACAGUUUGGCGAAUAAUGACAGCGAUCUAAAAAUUGUUGAUUCACAAGAUAAACACGAGUUUGCAUUCAAUAUAAUAUCUAGUAAUAAAAAUGUAAAUAAAGUAGACAAUGAUGAGAGCGAUAUAAAAAUUGGUGAUUUACAAGAUACUUUAAAAACAUAUCAAAAACAGUCUUGUACUACCGAUACCCAAAGGAAGAAGAGAUAAUUAUUGAAUUUAUCAGAUACAGAAGAAAACUUAAGAAUGCAACGUAUAAAACAAGUUAUAGAUCAAGAGCAACAUUUAGCGAUUGCUAAACUGAGACAUGAGGAAAAUAUGGCAAAACUAAAAGAAAACCAUUUAAAACAGUUAAAUGAAGUAGAAAUACAGCAUAAAAAUGAAAUAAAUAACUUAGAAAUAGAAAUUAAUAAAACAAAACUUAAAAUUUUGGAAAAGCAAUAUUUAAACAAAGAAAAUAUUAAUUUGAGAUUAUAAGAGAUGAUAAAAAGCACACGUCGAUAACAUUAAGCAAGAAUUGUGCUAGAAGAGAACUGAAGGUGAAAUGUACAUCGGAGGAUCAUCUUUCAUCUUUCCUUUUUUUUCUUUUUUUUUACUCAAGACACGUUUUUGUUAAGUGCAAUCAUCUGUAUAUGCACGCAAACACAAGUGCAAGUUCCCGUAAUAAUGAGUUGUGUGCUGUGAGAAAUAAUUAUAUUUACAAUGAUAUGUUCGUUUAUUUUUAUAUUAAUCUA